UUUCAUUAUCUUUUAGAAGAAACAAAAAAUAAAAAUAGUAGCUUGGGAUGGAAACGUACGAUGAGUGGGUGAUAAAUAAAUAAAUGCUAUAAAUACACUCAACAUCUUUCUAUCUUCCUCUUAUAUUUAACACGCACGAGUCAGUGAAAGAAAGAGAGAGAGACAGAGAAAUGUUUGCGGUGGAGAAUGGGUUGCAGGGAGACCCAAGACUACAGGCCAUCUCCGACGCCAUACGAGUCAUCCCUCACUUCCCCAAGACUGGAAUCAUGUUUCAAGACAUAACGACGCUGCUGCUGGAUCCAGUUGCCUUCAAACAUGUCGUUGAUAUCUUCGUAGAUCGUUACAAGCACAUGAACAUCUCUCUCGUUGCCGGGGUAGAGGCGAGAGGAUUCAUAUUUGGACCUCCCAUCGCAUUAGCCAUAGGUGCCAAGUUCAUCCCUCUACGUAAACCUGGAAAGUUACCCGGGAGAGUGAUAAGCGAAGAGUACGAGCUAGAGUACGGAAACGAUCGUCUAGAGAUGAGUGUGGAGGCCGUCAAAUCCCACGAAAGAGCUCUUGUCAUCGACGAUUUAGUUGCCACUGGUGGAACACUCUCCGCUUCCAUUAACCUCUUGGAACGUGCUGGGGCCGAAGUUGUGGAAUGUGCCUGCGUUGUUGGUUUGCCUAAAUUCAAGGGGCAUUGUAAGCUAAAGGGAAAGCCAUUGUACGUUCUGGUGGAGCCUAGCCAGUUAGAUGAAGUAACCUUUUAAGCCUGUGUUUACUUGAAGUGACCACCUCCGUGACUCCUUCUAUAUCUUCAAGUUCCAACUUGAUGUAUUAUCAAGAUAUCAACGGUUAUGGCAAUAAUAGAAUCGGUUUGAUCAAAUUAAUAUGUAACGAAAAAUUGUUUAAACCUUAUUAAACUCCAUGUGGAAUAUCAAGCUACCUUGUAUGUACGGUUGCUAUCCAUUGUUCAAAGCUUGUUUGUUUCAUCAGUGUUGACUUGGGUUGAUCUGGUUGUUGGAUUGGAAUAUGUGUUAUGUUAAGAAAUGUGAUUAGUUUACAAUAAAUCAAUAUUACUUGUUGAUGAUAA
Molecule: messenger RNA, 1072 nt
Organism: Brassica napus (rape)
Lineage: Eukaryota; Viridiplantae; Streptophyta; Magnoliopsida; Brassicales; Brassicaceae
Product: adenine phosphoribosyltransferase 2
Exons: 6
Coding region: 171-749 (192 amino acids)
Biological process (GO): adenine salvage
Cellular component (GO): cytosol; cytoplasm
Molecular function (GO): adenine phosphoribosyltransferase activity
Source: RefSeq, a predicted model, not a curated record